Oncorhynchus nerka (sockeye salmon) is the source of this 3148-nucleotide messenger RNA. RefSeq names its product zinc finger protein 143-like. The coding region runs from base 774 to 2759 and encodes 661 amino acids. Gene Ontology annotation, biological process: regulation of transcription by RNA polymerase II. Gene Ontology annotation, molecular function: DNA-binding transcription factor activity, RNA polymerase II-specific; RNA polymerase II cis-regulatory region sequence-specific DNA binding. The transcript has 14 exons. Gene Ontology annotation, cellular component: nucleus. Lineage: Eukaryota; Metazoa; Chordata; Actinopteri; Salmoniformes; Salmonidae. The record is from RefSeq and is a predicted model, not a curated record.
ACCCAGUGUGCCUUUCUACAGCCAUAUCCAGUUUGGGAGACGGGAGGAGAUAUCUGUGCUCGCCGUUUGAUAUGAGAAAUAUACUCCAUUAAAUCAUAGUUUAAAUAAUGUAUUGUCUAAAAAAAAUAUAGAUAUUAUUCGCUAGCCCACAUGCUAAUUAGCACUAGCAAAUGAUUUGUCCGCGCUCUUCACACUAACGUUACCAACUGCUGCCUGCUAACUAGCAGUUCGUUUAACAUGCUUAUUUAUAAACUCGAUUCUCAUUGACUGUUUCUUUAGCUAACUAACUUGCGUUUUCUCAACAUUUGCUAGUAGAUACAUGAAUCACGAACAAGUUAGCUAACCGACAUUCGGUGAUCAAUUCACUAACGCUAAUUGAACAAAAACUGUUCUCAGCUAACGCUAGUUAAUAUAGUUAGCUAUGUAUAGGUAACAAAUAUACCAAUCACAUUUAUAGUUGAUACGGUAACGUUAUGUCUGACACAGCUAGCUGAAGCUGCACUGUUGACUGCCCUAUCAAGUUCCAUCCAACUUGGCAACAACAUGAACUGUUGAAUCUGCGCUGCUCAUAUCAACUGUUGUACAACAUGUCAGCUGGACGUUUGAUUUGUAUUAUUAAUGUACAUAUGAUCUAAUAAUGCAACAGACCCUGCUAUCCAAUUAAAUAAAGUGGGUCUAGUCGGAUCCAUAAAUUAACUUUGUGCGUCUGACUACAAGAGUUGUAUGGAAAGUGACUGACUGCACCGAAUGCAGCCACACACUGAAUUUAACGUAUGUGUGUGUGUUCGUCUGGCAGAGCGACAAUGCUGUUGGCUCAGAUUAACCGGGACUCCCAGGGCAUUGCAGAGUUCCAAAAUUUAGGUGGAGACACUCAGCAGGUCACCCUCUGUUUGGCAGAGGCUGUUUCAGAUGGCGAUCAAAUGGACAUGGACACUGUGAGUUUACAGGCUGUGACCCUUGCAGAUGGCUCUACAGCUUACAUACAGCACAACCCUAAAGUCUCCAUUUCAGAUGGCAAGUUCAUGGAUGGACAGGUCAUUCAGCUGGAGGAUGGAUCUACUGCAUAUGUCCAACAUGUAUCAAUGCCAAGAGCAGAGGAGGUCAACAGAUGGACAGGAUCCCCUUUGUGUGAUGUAAUUGGAGGAGAUGGUCUGAGACUUGAGGAUGGUCAGGCUGUGCAGCUGGAAGAUGGCACAACAGCUUACAUCCACACACCAAAAGAUACAUAUGACCAGAAUACCCUGCAGGCUGUUCAGCUGGAGGAUGGCACCACAGCUUACAUCCAGCACACAGUACAGAUGCCCCAAACCAACACCAUCCUGGCCAUCCAGGCAGAUGGAACAGUGUCAGACCUGAACGCUGAUGGAACCCUCGACCAAGAGACCAUCAACGUGCUGGAACAAUACACCGCUAAGGUGGAAGCUGAUGAUGUCAACUCCGUACUGAUGAGAGCUGAGCAAGAUUGUGGUGUGCAGAUGCAGGUACUAUACUUCUCAUGUUUAUCUAUGUCAUAUCAUAUUUACCACCAGCUUACAUUGGAUACAUAUUUCUUUCAGAUUGUGCUUCAAAGGCAGAGUGGUCGUAGUUCUAGGGAGCAGUCGACAGAGAAAUCUUUCCGCUGUGACUAUGAGGGCUGUGGGAAACUCUACACAACCGCACACCAUCUGAAGGUACAUGAGAGGUACCACACAGGUGACCGGCCAUAUCUGUGUGAUCAUCUGGGCUGUGGAAAGAAGUUUGCUACAGGGUAUGGUCUGAAAAGCCACAUCAGGACACACACUGGUGAGAAGCCUUAUCGCUGCCAGGAAGUGCACUGUGCAAAGUCGUUCAAGACGUCAGGUGACCUCCAAAAGCACAUCAGAACCCACACAGGAGAGAAGCCAUUCAUGUGCCCAUUUGAGGGGUGCGGGAGAUCGUUUACUACCUCUAACAUCAGGAAGGUGCACAUUCGCACACACACAGGGGAGAGGCCUUACUACUGUGCAGAGCCUGGCUGUGGGCGAGCUUUCGCCAGUGCCACCAACUAUAAGAACCACGUGAGGAUCCACACAGGAGAGAAGCCUUAUGUAUGCACAGUCCCAGGCUGUGACAAGCGGUUCACAGAGUACUCCAGCCUUUACAAACACCACGUUGUCCACACACCAUGCAAGCCCUACAACUGCAACCACUGUGGGAAGACCUACAAGCAGAUCUCUACCCUGGCCAUGCACAAACGCACAGCGCAUAACGUCACAGAGCCCAUUGAGGAAGAGCAGGAGGCCUACUACGAACCCCCUACAGAGGCCAUCGAUGAUCCCUCAGUGAAUUUUGCCCCGGUUGAGGAGGAGGAAGAGGAGUCCUGUUCGGAACAGAUGACUGAGACUGAGGCCAUUGGUCAGCAGCAUGUGCAGCUCAUAACACACCCGGAUGGAACUCAACAGGUCAGUAUCUCCCAGGCUGACAUGCAGGCAUUGGGAAAUACAAUUACCAUGGUAACCAGUGAUGGCACCACCUUCACGGUUCCUUCCCAUGAAAUGCUUAAUGCAGAUGGAACACAUUCAGUCACCAUGGUAGCAGCAGAUGGUACAGAAGAGCAGGUGGCCAUUGAUUUGGCCUCAUUUCAGGGCAUGCAGACAGAGGAGGGGGUUCACCCUGUCACUCUGUUAGCCACCUCAAACGGCACACAGAUCGCUGUCCAGCUCAGUGAACAACCUUCACUCGAAGAAGCCAUCAGGAUAGCAUCAAGAAUACAACAAGGAGAGAUGGGAUUGGAUGAUUAGAUUAGAUAAUCCUUUCAGUACUAUGACUUCUAUUGAAAUAUUUGAUGAGAACAAGAUCUAUACAUAUUCUGCAGUUUUCUGACUCAAGGGUAUUGUUCUUAAAUCAAACGUGAAAUUCUUUAUUAAGAUUUGUAAAUAGACAUUUUGAUAUGGCUGCACAGAGUCUGUAAUGCUGAAACAUCCAUGAGUAAGAUGUGUGUUGCUGCAUGAAUGAGUUAUAGAAAUGUAAUGUGUUUUUGGACUUUUUGUACUAUUUUUCCAUGUGUGAAUAUUGUAUUCUGUGUAUAUACAGUAAAUAGCCAAUGUUUUGAAUCCAGCAUAUAUUUUAACUUUGAAUAUGUACAAAUAAUGGAUACACAUUGGUUGUUAAAUAAAGCAGUACAAUUCUA